GGACGGCGCAGCCCGGCGGAGCCCGGCGAGCGGAGCGGGCGCGAUGCAGCCCCCCACGGGCCCCGCGCUGGCCCCUGCCCCCGGGAGCUCGCCGGGGCCGGCCCCGGGCUCGCCGCUGCUCCGCUGGCAGUGGCGGGAGGUGCAGGCGCCCUGCCUGGUGGCGGGCUGGAUCCUGGUGGCCAGCCUGGCCAAGAUCGUGUUCCAGCUGUCCAGGAAGGUGACGUCCGUGGUCCCGGAGAGCUGCCUCCUCAUCCUGCUGGGGCUGGGCCUCGGGGGCAUUGUUCUGGCCAUCGCUAAGAGAGCUGAGUACCAGCUGGAGCCCAGCCUGUUCUUCCUCUUCCUCCUUCCCCCCAUCGUCCUGGACUCGGGCUAUUUCAUGCCUAGCCGGCUGUUCUUUGACAAUCUCGGGGCAAUCCUGACCUACGCGGUGAUUGGCACGCUGUGGAAUUCCUUCACCACCGGAGCGGCCCUCUGGGGCGUGAAGCAAGCGGGGCUGAUGGACAAGGGCGUGGAAGCUGGCCUGAUGGACUUCCUGCUCUUCGGCAGCCUCAUCUCAGCUGUGGACCCUGUGGCCGUGCUGGCCGUCUUCGAGGAAGUCCACAUCAACGAGACCCUCUUCAUCAUCGUGUUCGGGGAGUCCCUGCUGAACGACGCCGUCACCGUGGUGCUGUACAAAGUGUUUAACUCCUUUGUGGAGAUGGGCCCUGCGCAUGUCCAGGCCACGGACUACCUGAAGGGUGUCGCUUCCUUCUUCGUGGUGAGCCUCGGGGGUGCCGCCGUGGGGCUGCUCUUCGCCUUCCUGCUGGCCCUGAUCACCAGGUUCACCAAGCGCGUGCGCAUCAUCGAGCCGCUCUUCGUCUUCCUGCUGGCGUACAUGGCGUACCUCGCCGCCGAGAUGGUCUCGCUCUCCUCCAUCCUCGCGGUCACCUUCUGUGGGAUCUGCUGUAAGAAAUAUGUGGAAGCCAACAUCUCCCGGAAGUCCCGCACCACUGUCAAGUACACCAUGAAAACGCUGGCCAGCAGCUCCGAGACCGUCAUCUUCAUGUUCCUGGGCAUCUCCGCCGUGGACACCUCCAAGUGGGCGUGGGACACGGCGCUGGUGCUGGGCACCCUGCUCUUCAUCCUGCUCUUCCGGGCCGUGGGUGUCAUCCUCCAGACCUGGGUGCUCAACUGCUUCCGCCUCACCCCACUGGACCGUAUCGACCAGGUGGUGAUGUCGUAUGGGGGCCUGCGGGGGGCCGUCGCCUUUGCCCUGGUCAUCCUGCUGGACGGAGCAAAGGUCCGAGCCAAGGACUACUUCGUGGCAACGACCAUCGUGGUGGUCUUCUUCACCGUCCUUGUGCAGGGUCUGACCAUCAAGCCGCUGGUCAAGUGGCUGAAGGUGAAGCGGAGUGACCAUCACAAGCCGACGCUGAACGAGGAACUGCACGAGCACGCCUUUGACCACAUUCUGGCAGCGGUGGAGGACGUGGUCGGUCACCACGGUUACCGUUACUGGCGAGACAAAUGGGAGCAGUUUGACAAGAGGUACCUGAGCCAGCUCCUGAUGCGGAAAUCGGCCUAUCAGCUCAAAGACGAAAUCUGGGACGUUUAUUGCAAGCUGAAUAUCCGCGAUGCCAUCAGCUUUGUGGAUCAGGGUGGCCACGUGCUCUCCGCCUCGAGGCUCACGCUGCCCUCCAUGCCCAGCAGGACCUCCAUGUCGGAGUCGUCGGUCACAAACCUCCUGAGGGAAAGCGGCAGCGGCGCGUGUCUGGAUCUGCAGGUCAUCGACACCGUGAGGAGCAGGAGGGAUAAGGAAGAUGCCGUGAUGCACCAUGUGUUAUGCGGGAGCCUCUACAAACCACGCAGGAGGUACAAGGCCAGCUACAGCCGCCACUUCAUCUCCCCAAGCACACAAGAGCGGCAGGACAAGGAGAUAUUCCAGCAGAACAUGAAGAGACGGCUGGAAACCUUCAAGUCCACGAAGCACAACGUCUGCUCCGCGAAGAGCAAGGCCAGGCUGAAGAAAGAUGGCAGGAAAAAGCAGAAGAAGAGUGUGGCAAAUACCGAGCUGCCCAACGGAAAGCCACCCAGAAGCGUUACCUGGCAGCAGACGGCAGCUGCCGUUCUAGUGGCAGUCGACUCCGACAGUGAGGAGAGUGACAGCUCAGAGACAGAGAAGGAGGAUGAUGAGGGUAUCGUCUUCAUCGCUCGAGCAGCAGACGAGAUCCUGCAGGGCAAGAAGGCAUCCGGCAGCCUGGACAUCUGCCCGAGCCCACGCAUCAUCCCCCCUUCGCCCACCUCGGCCGAGAAGGAGCUGCCCUGGAAAGGUGACCGGGGCGACCUCGCUGUUUACAUCUCCUCAGAAACCACCAAAAUUGUGCCAGUCGACAUGCAAACUGCGUGGAAGCAAAGCAUCUCCUCGCUGGAGAGUGUCGCCUCCCCGCCCGGGACUGAGCCAGGCCCGCAUGCCAAGACGGUGGCUGGCCCGGUGCCGGACGAAGGGCCCAAGCUGGAGAGACAGAUGAUGCCAGAGCAGCGCAUCUGCUUUCAGUUCCCCAACCCUCUCUUGAGGAGCAGCAGGCCUCAGAGCGACAGCAGCCCGGAAAGGACGGAGCAGCCGGAGCUGCAGCCUUUGAUGGCUCUGGACGAGCACGGCAGGAUGAGUACGUCUGCCGGACCUAGCAACAGCAGGUGGCUAAUUCAGUUCAACAGACCCGCCAGAUUUUCAGAUGGAUAGCGUGCUCAGCCGUCACUGCAGAGCGGCCGCUCAUCUGGAGCUAGCCACCUGGGGUCAAACCUCGUGGGGUCUGGCUUGGUAAAUCAAAGGACUGGCAGAGAGCUUGGGGCAGGGAGGCCUUUCAGAGCUUGGGUUUGCACUGGGCCAGCAGCGGGCAUCAGCCGGUGGAGCUAGCUAUUCAAAACUCCAAGCAGGUGGGCUGGCUGCAUGCUGUAAUAGCAUCAGUGCCUGUCCCAAGCCCCUCUGCACAGUGGGAAUAACCAGAUCCUAAACGCAGCCCUUCCAAACCAUAAAGCAAAAGGGGCCCUUUCCUCCCAGCCUGGCAAUUUAGUGGCUCGGUCCGUGGCCUGGCUGCCCCACGACGGGAGUCUGGCUGACCAAGUGGGUUGUGACAGGCAAUUUCUCACCCCCUGUCUGCAGCGUGAGACCUCCCAGGAGGGGGUGGGGGCGCUGCUCUGCAGUCCCCGCUGCCCAUUCCCCAGCUGGCAGCAGGAGCGAGGAAGAGCUCCCAAGCAAUGGCACCUCGGCUGGUGCCCCCAGCCUUGGCAUUUCUUGGAGCGAGCCGUCCCAUGUCCAGCUUUGUUGUGUCAGGCGAGUGUCGUCGUACGAGGGGCUGGGGCGUCCCCUGCCUGCAGGGCAGCACAGAGACACAUCAGCCUAGCAUUGGGAGUUUGUUGCAACAACAGUGACCAGCCAAGCUCUGAGCUGGGUAAGGAGCUGAAAACAAAAUGCAGGGGAGAGUCCCCCAAUCAGCAGUAAAGGCAAACACCAGCCGGGAGACGAGAGCUCAGGACACUUCCAUUGCAUCUUCCCAGCAAUUGCUGGAGCUCUGUGUGUUUAGAUCACCAGUGUAAAUGCCCCUCAUCUGGGCAUCUGGGCACUGGCCUGCACUAAUCGAAGAGACUCCCAACAGUGGCCUCCACUCUAGUCCACUCAGUGCUUAGUACUUGGACCUGGGACGUCUGUGGGCAGCUUCUGUCAGGGCCUGUCUACACACACAAUUAAUCUGGAAUAGCUACUGCACUUAAAACUCAUCCCUCCCUUAGUCCAAAUUAACUUUUAAGUGUAGACAAGCCUGAUUGGGGACAGGGUUGGUGUGGGAGGGACUUUUCACUAGGCACUGCAGGUGAUUGCAUUUUCCCAUCUCCACUGUACUGACGCUAUCCUGUCUCCAGCGCCCUGGAUCCUCGCUCCGGGCUCCACCAGUCACUGGGGUCAAAUUGCUGGGGGGAAAGAGUGAUACGCUCCGCAGCUCUGCCCACGUGAGACAGCAUGCACGCACUCCCGCCAGCUGGGGUAGCGUAUAGCUCAUGUGGGCUCUGCCAGCCCCUGGCUCCCUCUCUCUGGGCUUGGAUGCCUUGCUGGCCCCUGUGAGACUUUGCUUCUUUGCUUCUUUUCCUUCUCACUUAGGAAAUGCACAAGCACCCAGGCCCAGCUCUGUGCGCUGAUGGCAGAGAAUUGAGCUGUCACUCCCGCUAGAUUGUGCCGAGCUUCCUUAGACGGUCACCUGUCUCCUUCCUUACAUACUUUGAUGAGCGGUGAAAGAGUUAACAAAGUUGGCAGUUAAAUCAUCCCCAGUGGGGACUGGAGUUAACCCACACUGAGGUGAACAGGGCAGCGCCCACCUCCCGGAGCUGUUGUGUCAGGCUCUCGGCAAACGCAGGCUGACAGUGCAUCGGUUACACUCGGGUCCCAUUUGGAAGGUUGGGGAGGAGUCCUUGCACACUGGUGUCUGCUCAGGCCCUCCCUUUGGGGCACAGGCUAUUCUUCAAGCCAAAAACUCAAAAGUGACAUCAGAACGAAGCUGUGUCCCUGACCAAAGCCACACACCUUUCCCCUGGCAUCUCUCUACUGCCCCUUGCCACAAGCCCACUUCCCACAGCUCCCUCUUCCACCAGAGCUUGCUCAGCUCUUUACAGAAUCACCUGCCGCCUCCCCUGCAGGGUCUGAUCAUCCCGUCCCUGUUCUUGAAGGGGCUCUGGCUGAAGAGGGCAGGCUGGCCCCAGGCCCCCUGGCCCUUAAAGGGGCAGAGCACCCUGUUGCAGGGGCAUUUGGUUCCUCGAGCUUUCAUUCCGGAGCACAGGCUGGAGUGGUUUGGGAGGUGUGCUUACUCUGUACGCUCACAGGUGUCCCCGGCUCAAGCCCUCACCCCUGACACCGGAGAGGUAAGCCUGACCUCGGACACAUCCAGCACCACGGUCCGUGAUUCUAACCACUAGACCCCACUGCCUCCUUCCGGGAGUCGGGGGUGAGCAGGGAGAGCAGCAUCACUGUCACAGCCCCGAGAAUCUCUGCCCCCCCUCUCCCGGCUUUCCGUCGUGCCUCCAGCCCCAUGCCGUGGUCUCCAGCCCCUGCACUCGUCAGGGCUUCUUUUAGAGCCCACUGGUGCCACCUUCGAAGGCGUCUGGCCCUGCACUUGGCAACACCCUGUAAUCACGGGCCAGCCCCCGGUGGCGGAGGCGCAAAUGCACUGGCUAAGCGGAAAGGUCUCUGGUACAGCUGCAGCUUAUUCGCCUGGCUGUGGGCCCCAGGCAGAGCCUGUGUGACCAGCGUGGCACGCCCCAUGCCGCCAGCGGGAGCUGAGCCCAGAAACACCGGCCUCUGUCCCUCGAGCUGAAAGCGAGACGCUGCCAGUGGGAGUUAGUAGCAGGCCAGCAUCGCAGCUGGGCCGGGGGGCUCACAAUCACAGGUGCCACCCCAGGGGAGGCAGCAUCCUCCCCCGGGACCCCGGCUGUCCGUUCCCCCGGGAACGGGAGGGGUUCAGCAUGGAGGGGAUGCUGUCCCCGGCCCCAUCCUGCACAAAGCACUGCCGGGGGCAGUAAUCCACACGGCAGGCUGGGAAGGUGAGUGCGUUUGGUGCCGUUUCUCAGGGCUGAGAGUUGUGCUCUGGGUGCUCUAGUGAGUUAGGUAACGGCCCAGUCGUAACCUGGUGCUGCUGAGGGGACAGGCCCCUGAAACCGCUCUAAGCCAGAUGGCGAGCGACCAAGCAGAACCAGAGCAGGUUUCAUUCCUUUCCGGUCACAACACUGGCGGCCCCAUAGCAUUGCUCUCUGGAGCCCUUGUGUAGCCUCUGUUUGCUUUCAUGGUGUCCUCAGUGAAGGUGCGCUGCCCUUACCUGGCUUACAGUGUGGGGAGGGAGGGCUUUGCAUUACUCGUACUCUAUAUUUGGGCUUUGAUGAUUUCUGAGAUCUGGCCAUAAUGAAACUUUUAGCUCUGUCAUGUUUUCUGUACUCACGGGUGCAGCAAAUGAUGAAAAGGUGACUCUAUUAAUUGCAGUGACUAUUGUUUUAUCGUGAAAAUACAUGCGAAGUAUUUUGUAGCUUGCAUUGGAAACAAUAAACUGGACUCCGCAGCCA
Chelonia mydas (Green sea turtle) is the source of this 6075-nucleotide messenger RNA. It is a transcript of the gene SLC9A5, whose product is annotated as solute carrier family 9 member A5. Bases 44 to 2719 code for a protein of 891 amino acids. Gene Ontology annotation, molecular function: sodium:proton antiporter activity. The record is from RefSeq and is a predicted model, not a curated record. Gene Ontology annotation, biological process: sodium ion transport; regulation of pH; proton transmembrane transport. The transcript is spliced from 16 exons. Gene Ontology annotation, cellular component: membrane. NCBI's taxonomy places the organism in Eukaryota, Metazoa, Chordata, Testudines, Cheloniidae.